Messenger RNA from Necator americanus (New World hookworm), 324 nucleotides. RefSeq lists its product as uncharacterized. The transcript has a single exon. The record is from RefSeq and is a predicted model, not a curated record. Lineage: Eukaryota; Metazoa; Nematoda; Chromadorea; Rhabditida; Ancylostomatidae. The coding region runs from base 1 to 324 and encodes 107 amino acids.
AUGCGGCCGGGCGGGGCUGUGGAGGAGAUGAACAGUAGCACGUCUGGGUCCCUUUUCUCGGACAACAACGGCCAACACGGAGAGCUGACGCAUGUAGACAUAACCGUCAAAACUCUGCUUAUUUUGCAGCAUAUCAUUCUCUGCGAGUCCCAGAAGAGGUUAAACUCUUUGGGUGAUCCAGUAGGGACAUCUACAAUCGUUAUCACAAAGAGGCCAGCUCUCCUCCUUGUGACGACAUUCUACAGAACAUUUUUCGACACGGUCGCAGCAGCAAUAAUUGACCGAUGCUCAGCAGGCAUGAACCGCGUUGAUCUCCGCGCAUGA